This is a messenger RNA of Pipra filicauda (Wire-tailed manakin), 2582 nucleotides long. It is a transcript of the gene APELA, whose product is annotated as apelin receptor early endogenous ligand. The record is from RefSeq and is a predicted model, not a curated record. The transcript is spliced from 3 exons. Gene Ontology annotation, biological process: apelin receptor signaling pathway; heart development. Bases 279 to 443 code for a protein of 54 amino acids. Gene Ontology annotation, molecular function: apelin receptor binding. Lineage: Eukaryota; Metazoa; Chordata; Aves; Passeriformes; Pipridae.
AAAAAAAAAAAAAAAAAGAGAGAGAAGGGAGAGGAGAAGAGAGGAGAGGAAGGCCCAGAUCGCAGCGCAAUCCAGGAACCUUGCCCCUGCCUGAUAAUUAACUCUGCUGGUGAAGGCGGCUGGCUCUGGCUCCCCGGUUUGUCACUGGCAUGUGAGCGGACAGGGGCUCCUGCCGCCCUGCUGGCCCCUUACAGCCCCGCGGGCGGCUGCUCCUACAUUUCCUCGCCUAUAUACACAUACGCACACCCUCCGAGCUCGCCUCUGCGCUGACUGCAGACAUGAGACUCCAGCUGCUCCUUUGGACCGUGUUUUUGCUCCUGGCGAGCCUCCUCCCAGCCUACGGACAGCGGCCAGCCAACCUGGCCCUGCGCAGGAAGCUCCACCGGCACGGCUGCUCCCACCGGCGCUGCAUGCCGCUCCAUUCCAGGGUGCCCUUCCCCUGAACCCCCGCCCGAGCCUGCCCAGCAAUUUCAUAAUGGGCUUUUCAGUGUUUUAAAGGAGCAACAGUUAAACAGAUAGAGAAUUUAAAUUAGUCAAAAGUCCAGAUCGACAACAGCUGACCUGGCAGCCCCCAGAGUUUCAUCUUCAGCAAUCCUGUCUGUCACAUUCUGCUGGACCUGGAAGGGGUGGGGGAAGGGUGGUGAUGGAGGAUGUACAUGAAACUUACCGGGUUGAAUCAUUCGAGGUGAAUUCCUUGACUCUCCUAAUGACUAGUGAAAGUUAAAAACCAAAUUAAACUCAAACCUGAGCUGGGGUUCCAGUGGCAUUAAGAAGGAAGGAUCCAUCCAAGGGGACUCAUAAUGGUAUGUAACGUUCAGACUGAAUGAAACUGGAUGUGCUGUUAACUACUCAAUUCAGCCUGUAUAUAGGGCAGUAUUUAGGGUGAAGUAAUGUCAGACUCCAGCACAGAACUGUGUCCACUUCUGAUUUGUAGUUUUAUAUAUUAAUAAUAUAUACAUAUGUGUUUUAACGCCUAACAUUACAUCUUUAUGGAAUUACCUUAACAAUAACAUAGAAUGUGUUACUGUAAUAGUACCAAAGUCAGCAGGUCCUACUGGCUUCACAUAGAGUAAGCAUAGUGAGAGUUUACAAUAUAAGAAAGCAAAGAGAGUAUUAUUCCUCAUUCUGUAGAUAGAGAAUUGAAGCAUACAGAGAUAAGAGAUUAGCCAACGGUCAUGCAAAACUGAUAACUCAGAUCUCUUAAGUCAGGCCUUAAGGUCAAGCCCAUCCUGUUGUCUAAUGAGCUGUUACUGCAAAGCCUAUCAUUUGUUCUCUUACACUGGGCUGCCAAACCAGACAGUUAAAACAGUACUACAGAGCUGUUUGCUUAGUAGUUUUCCUAAAAUACCCACUGCAGUAUUAUAAAUAGAGCAUAAAAAUAGACCAUUGAAAAGAAACCUUUGUUUGAUCAACCAAAGUGUUGUGUAGUACUCUAUUCCUGUAAUUUAAAUGAAUGGGAUAUUUGAACAUGGCACUACAAUGAAUGAGAAUUUCAGACAGAAAACAGCCUGUUCUUUUCAGCACUGUAGGUCGACAAGACAUUUAACUUUAGAGUUUUGUUCUUAAAAAUACACGUUUCACAUCUCCUUUUUAUAUCAGCGGAAAUUACAUACCUAUAUAUAAAAGAAAAUGUAGUAGCCCUUUCAUUAGCACAACUAAAACAAACCUUAAAAUAAAACAUAUUCAGAUUUUUAAGUCAUUGCACUAGACUUGAAAUGUCAUUAUUUUUUAAAAAACGUAUAAAGAUGAGCAAAGAUAAAGAUAACACUGUCAUGGUUUAAAUCCAGUAUUAAAAUUUUCUUCUUGCAACACCUAAUUUCUAAUAAAUGAAAGAACAGCAAUCAAGAAAACUGUGUAGUUGAAACUUCCUAAUCGAUGUCUAUAUGUAAUCCCUUAUAUCUAAGAACUUGAAAACUUAAUUGAAUUCAUACUCUUAUAACUUAACAGGAGUUUCAAAUUUCUCUGCAUACAGAAAAAAAAAAAAUAACAUCACACCCUAUUCCAGAGUUGUGGAAAACCAUCAUAAAAAGGUGGUCAAACUUGUCUAUACCAACCAAUAGUCCUGCAGGUAAACCUUUGGAGUCUUGAAAAAAAAAGCAGUUUUCCAAAGAGGCUUAAUAUAUUUUUUAAAUUAUUUAUUUAACUUGGCUUUCAUCCGUAUCAAUGGCUAUCUCUGUUUAGAAGUACAGGUAAAGAGUGUGGGAAAGCAAGAAAAGGAGUAGCUGUUUAACAGUUAUGUCAUAUAUGAGUUAAUGGAUCUAAUGUGGCACUGGAUAUUUCAUAUAACCAUAAUUAUUCAAUUAACUUUGAUAAAAUUGUAAGAAAAACAUAAUGUAUCUAAUAAGAAGCUAUAUAUGCAUGUUCCUUCACAGAGGAAGCCUGUUGUCAGUCUGCAAAAUUAUUCUAAAUGUCUGUUCUUUAAGACAUGCUGAUACCAUAAAAUCUUUGAAAAAGACAUUGAUUGUGAUCUUUGAUAGAUAUGUUUAUCAACUGGUUGGUUGAUUGUAUAUUUUGUACAAAGACAGUAUGCAUUUCAAAUAAUAUCUCAUUUAAAAUAAACUUCAUACAGUUCUCAAAAUCUA